AUGAGCAAAACCAUACAACGAUGCGAGAUCGAAGAACGGAUUUCAAAGGGCCAGGCUAUCGUUAUUUAUCGUGGAUACGCUCUGAGACUUGAUAAAUGGAUCAAAUUCCAUCCUGGCGGUGACAAGGCUAUCCACCAUAUGAUUGGAAGGGAUGCCACUGACGAAAUGAAUGCGUAUCAUUGUGAUGAGACCGUUGCUCAGUUUUUGAGAUGGAAAAUAGGCACAAUUGAAGGAGAUUGGGUGAAUUACGUUCCUCCGAUCCAAGGCGGCGUGUUCGACUCUAAGCCAAACGUCGUCGAACCUGAACACCAGAAAAACGAUAUCAAGAUGUGUGGCGAACCUGCGGUUAAAAUUGUUCCUAAAAUGCCCCAAGGUGUGGUGCCAUCUUUGGAUAUGACAGAAGCUUUCGAGCAGCAUAUCGUAGUGGAUCGAGCCCUAAUGCCAGCAGAUCGCUACGACGAUGCUCUUGUGCGAAAGGACUUGGCAUCCCUGCCUAGUCUCGAUGCUGCAACCCAGCAAUGGCUUUCCCGUGAGUAUAAUGACAUGCAUCAAAAAAUCAUUGCUGCAGGUUUAUAUCAAUGCGACUAUUAUCGCUACGCUAAAGAAUUGACACGUAUAAGCAUUCUUUUCGGCUUGUCGUUUCUUCUGUUAUUUGCAUAUCACCGUAACUUUUGGAGUGCGAUUUUCAUGGGCGCCGCAUGGCAGCAGCUUGUAUUUAUCGCGCACGACGCAGGCCAUAUUGGCAUUACUCACAAUUAUCAAGUCGACAACAUCAUCGGUAUGCUAGUUGCAUCGUGGAUUGGAGGGCUUUCACUUGGAUGGUGGAAACGGAAUCACAAUGUCCACCAUUUGGUUACCAACGACCCGGUCCAUGAUCCAGACAUUCAACACUUGCCCUUCUUUGCUGUGAGUACACGACUCUUCAAUAACGUUUACUCCACAUAUUACGAACGAUUCUUGUGGUUCGACGCACUAGCACGCAAAACUAUUCCCCUUCAGCGUUUCCUCUACUACCCCAUCCUGAGCUUUGGCCGCUUCAACUUGUAUCGCUUGAGUUGGAUGCAUGUAUUGCUGGGACUUGGACCUCGGCGAGGCAAAGCUGCGUGGUUUCGAUACUUUGAGCUUGCCGGUUUGACAUUUUUCAAUUACUGGUUUUUCUACUUGGUGUGUGGCCGAGGGCUUUCAACAACAUGGGAUCGUGUACAGUACGUGUUGGUUUCACAUAUUACGACCAUGAUUGUACAUGUCCAAAUCACAUUAUCGCAUUUUGCGAUGUCUACGUCGGAUUUGGGAGUUGCAGAAGGUUUUCCAAUGCGUCAAUUACGCACAUCAAUGGAUGUGGAUUGUCCAAGAUGGCUCGAUUUCUUCCAUGGUGGCUUACAGUUUCAAGUAGUGCAUCAUUUGUUCCCCCGGUUGCCGCGACACAAUCUGCGCGCCGCACAGCCCUUUGUGAUUGAAUUUUGCCGGAGGGUGGGUUUGAAAUACUCUAUCUAUGGUUUCACUAAGGGGAACGAAGUGGUUCUUAGCAAAUUAGAGGAAAUCGCUUUGCAGGCAAAGACUAUGCUGGAUUGUGCAAAGACUAUGAAUGCUCGAAACUCAGCCGAAUAG
Molecule: messenger RNA, 1608 nt
Organism: Lachancea sp. 'fantastica'
Lineage: Eukaryota; Fungi; Ascomycota; Saccharomycetes; Saccharomycetales; Saccharomycetaceae
Source: the annotation of a GenBank genome assembly